This is a messenger RNA of Saccharomyces paradoxus, 1461 nucleotides long. RefSeq names its product Cox15p (gene COX15). Gene Ontology annotation, biological process: heme A biosynthetic process. The record is from RefSeq and is a predicted model, not a curated record. Gene Ontology annotation, cellular component: mitochondrial inner membrane. The transcript has a single exon. Gene Ontology annotation, molecular function: oxidoreductase activity, acting on NAD(P)H, heme protein as acceptor. Lineage: Eukaryota; Fungi; Ascomycota; Saccharomycetes; Saccharomycetales; Saccharomycetaceae. Bases 1 to 1461 code for a protein of 486 amino acids.
AUGCUUUUCAAAAACAUAGAAGUAGGCAGACAGGCAGCUAAGCUGUUAACGAGGACCUCGAGCCGCUUAGCUUGGCAAAGCGUCACGGCCUCAAGAAACAUGUCUUUCAUUAGACAACAAAUUAAGAAGGUUCCAGCAUAUAACUUUAGGACAUCUGUGAGUACCCGUCUAUUUUCUCUCUCUUCCCCUGUUUUGAGACCACAUGUUGCUUCAGAAUCAAACCCUAUUAUAUCACGUUUGAAAACUUCGAAGAACGUCGCUUACUGGCUGAUAGGUACCUCUGGUUUGGUAUUUGGUAUUGUUGUUCUUGGUGGGUUGACUAGACUAACAGAAUCAGGGUUGAGUAUUACUGAAUGGAAACCUGUUACAGGUACGCUACCUCCUAUGAACCAAAAGGAAUGGGAAGAAGAAUUUAUCAAGUAUAAAGAAUCGCCAGAAUUUAAAUUAUUGAACUCUCACAUUGAUUUGGACGAGUUUAAGUUUAUUUUUUUCAUGGAAUGGAUUCAUAGACUGUGGGGUCGUGCUAUCGGUGUCGUUUUUGUAUUACCUGCAGUUUAUUUUGCCAUGUCUAAAAAAACUUCAGGCCAUGUCAAUAAGAGGUUGUUUGGUCUAGCAGGCUUAUUGGGUUUACAAGGAUUCGUCGGUUGGUGGAUGGUGAAGUCUGGUCUUGAUCAAGAGCAACUGGACGCAAGAAAAUCAAAGCCUACCGUUUCUCAAUAUAGACUGACUACGCACUUGGGUACCGCCUUCUUUUUGUACAGGGGUAUGCUCUGGACUGGUUUAGAGAUAUUGAGAGAAUGUAAAUGGAUAAAGAAUCCUGUUCAAGCCAUAAGCCUCUUCAAAAAAUUGGAUAAUCCUGCAAUUGGCCCAAUGAGAAAGAUCUCUCUAGCCUUACUGGCGGUAUCUUUCCUAACCGCUAUGAGUGGAGGUAUGGUUGCCGGUUUAGACGCUGGUUGGGUUUACAACACUUGGCCAAAAAUGGGUGAACAUUGGUUCCCUAGUUCUCGUGAAUUAAUGGACGAAAACUUCUGCAGAAGAGAGGACAAGAAAGAUUUAUGGUGGAGGAAUUUGCUAGAAAAUCCGGUCACAGUUCAGCUGGUUCAUAGAACAUGUGCGUACGUUGCGUUUACAUCGGUAUUAGCUGCUCAUAUGUACGCUAUCAAAAAGAAGGCGCUCAUUCCAAGAAACGCGAUGACCUCUUUGCAUGUUAUGAUGGGUGUCGUUACUUUACAAGCCACCCUUGGUAUUCUAACUAUAUUGUACCUAGUCCCAAUCUCGUUAGCAUCUAUCCAUCAAGCUGGUGCUUUGGCGUUGCUAACAAGUUCUUUGGUUUUUGCCUCUCAAUUAAGGAAACCAAGAGCUCCAAUGAGAAAUAUGAUCAUUACUUUGCCACAUUCAAGCAAAGUAACCAGUGGGAAAAUCCUAAGCGAAGCCUCUAAGCUAGCCUCAAAACCAUUAUAA